Messenger RNA from Suillus paluster, 2586 nucleotides. RefSeq lists its product as uncharacterized. The coding region runs from base 1 to 2586 and encodes 861 amino acids. NCBI's taxonomy places the organism in Eukaryota, Fungi, Basidiomycota, Agaricomycetes, Boletales, Suillaceae. The record is from RefSeq and is a predicted model, not a curated record. The transcript has 14 exons.
AUGUACGUGAACGAAUUUAUACGACUGGAAGGAAGAGGUCAGGGCGCACACACGCAAUGUAAGUGUGGUAGCCAGGAUGCGAUUUUCCGCUGUCAGGAUUGUUUCUCUGUCGAACUUACAUGCCGGUCGUGUGCCAUUGGAUCACACCUCAACUCCCCGCUCCAUAGAUUCAAGGAAUGGAGAGAUGGAUUUUUCCAUCCUGUCUCUUUGAAGUCCAUGGGCCUGCGAAUACAACUGGGGCACACACCAGGCACCACCUGUCAGAAACCAAGACCCGCCUUUGGUGAUGACUUUGUAAUCAUCGAUACCCACGUCAUACACCUUGUUGGACUCAAUUUUUGCGGAUGCGAGCACGAAGUUUCGCACUUCAAACAGUUGCUUCAUGCACGCCUGUUCCCUUCCACAGUAACCAACCCAAGAACAGCAGCAACUUUUGCUGUUUUGGAGCACUUUCACAUACUCUCGUUCGAGUCCAAAAUCUCCGCAUAUGAAUUCUACCAUGGCUUAGCUCGGUGGACUGACAAUACCGGUAUAACGCCCAUUCAUGAUCGUUAUUCAGUGUUUCUCCAGAUAGUUUACCAGUGGAGAAACACCAAGGCACUCAAGCGUUCUGGCAGCGAUGGGGAUCUCGCAGUUCUAUGCCCCACGUGUCCUCAUCUGGGGAAGAACUUGCCCGAUGACUGGAAAAAUUCACCUGAGCAAUGGAAAUUUGGCCUUUUCCUAGCCAUAGAUGCCAACUUCCGGCUCAAGCGGCGAAUGGUGUCGAGCGACAUCAGAGACCCUGGUCUUAGCCGAGGGUGGGGUUAUUUUGUCGAGGAAAAGGAGUAUAAGUGUCACCUACAUGCAAACGGUGAAGUUGUUCAAGAGAAAAGCAACUGCAUUAGUCACAAUGCAGUGAACAUGGCAGACACAAAGUCUGCAAAGGGGCUUGCUGCUACGGGUGUGGGCACCGUAGACUGUGCGCGCCACGAUAUGAAGUUACCUAACGGCGUUGGCAACUUACAGAAAGGUGAAAAAUAUCUCAACAUGGAUUACCUUGUCUUCUCCGCUCUCACCAGGUUCUCUACACUCAAGACCAUCAACUACUUUGUGCCGAAAUUUCAUCUCGCUGCGCACAUCGAAACUUGCCAGACUCAAUUUUCGUUCAACUGGACUCUGGGCGUGGGACGGACUGACGGCAAAGCGCCUGAGCAAGGCUGGGCCAACAUUAAUCGUGUAGCCAGCAGUACCAAGGAGAUGGGCCCUGGGGCCCGACAUGAUACCCUCAAUGAUCAUUUUAGUGAUUGGAACUGGAAGAAAGUUACGGGCCUUGGUAAAGUUAUGCUACGAAAGAUUAAAGAAGCAGUCGUGGUUGAGAAGGAGCACCGCCUGGCUCUCUGGGAGCUUGAGGAUUCGAUCAAUGAGUCAGAUGCAGGAACCGCUUCCCUCACUGCAUGGAGGGCAGAGAUUGAAAGCUGGGAGAAGGACCACUUGCAAUGCAACCCAUUCCAGAGCAGAGUUGAAGCAAUGACCCAGGCGGCUGUGCGGCUUGAGUUAGCACAAUGGGAUGCAAAAGAAUUGGAGGAGGGCUCAGCAAUAUCCCUCCAUGCUGAAGUUACCUGCAGUGUUCUCAUUAGUACAGUUAUUUCAACUCUCUCACAUGGCGUUGCUAAGUAUACUUGUAUUUUUAGACGUUGUUUGCGUGUUGAUUCGUCCACACUUGGCCAGCACUCAACUGAUAUCCAGAAGACUAAGAUCUUGACUCGAAGAAACGCACUUCAACGUCGCCUAGACGCAUGGACUGACAUUCAAAGACUCUACAUGCCAGCGGUUCCGAACCUCCGAAUAUCUGCAAGCCUCCCGACCCAAUCCAGUGGAAAGGCAGAAGACUUCCAGUUGCUUCUGCCUUCUGAAGUCUGCAAUAUUGUGCCAUGCGACAAGACACUUCUUGAAAUGGAAUGGUCCCUGCACUUUGCCCAAGCCAACGACGCUCUGAACGACUGCUGUUCACAGAUCCGACUUCGCUGUCAGCUAUAUCAAUUCAAGGUUCAGCAUUUAUGCAGCCAAGGGCCCAAUACCCACACACGCAAAACUCUGGAUACGGUCAAGGAACGUCUUACCCUCAGCCAUGCCAAAUAUGCAAGCGCUUGUGAGGCACUCGUCUCCUUGGCUCGUCAUCUUGAUCGGAUAGAAUGGGAGCAUAAACUCCAGCCUUUGAAAAAGGCACACCUCAGACCAAUCAGGGACUUCGGUCAACAGACGCAAGGCACGACUAUAAUGUCGUGGAUUUGGUUGACUCAAGGAAUAUCUUCUGAUGACACUGAGGGAAUGCAGGAGUCGCUUUGUGUCGAGUGGUGUAAAGCCCGAGCACGUCGUAAUAGAUGGUCGGAGGAGAUCCAGCUUUUGUUAGAAGAAAUGCGAUGUACUCUUGUAUUUCUUUGGUGGCAGGGAGACUCUUGGGACUCCCGUGCAACCCUACGAACUGACGGGCAGCCAGAGGAUCAGGAAGGUUUGAUUGCCUAUGCUCGCUGUUUAGUGGCAGUGUUCACGGAAUAUUGGAAGAGAACGAGGGAGAAAAAUGCGUCAACAAAGUUGGCAAGAUGUUGA